Penicillium argentinense is the source of this 930-nucleotide messenger RNA. It is a transcript of the gene met16, whose product is annotated as phosphoadenylyl-sulfate reductase (thioredoxin). Gene Ontology annotation, molecular function: phosphoadenylyl-sulfate reductase (thioredoxin) activity. The transcript is spliced from 2 exons. Bases 1 to 930 code for a protein of 309 amino acids. The record is from RefSeq and is a predicted model, not a curated record. Gene Ontology annotation, cellular component: cytoplasm. Lineage: Eukaryota; Fungi; Ascomycota; Eurotiomycetes; Eurotiales; Aspergillaceae.
AUGCCGGCCAAGAUGUCUGCUGGUUACCCCUCUGAUCUCGAGGGCAUCGACUCUCGAGACAGUGCCACUGAGUCUGGAUAUGUUAGCGGCUCCUCAUCUGAAGAAUAUAUCCCCGAGAUUGUCUUCACCAAGCCUCAUCUCCAGUUCUUGAACCGUCAGCUGCAAUUCCUCGAACCCCAAGAUAUCCUCAAAUGGUGCAUCACAUCACUCCCCCACCUCUUCCAGACCACAGCCUUCGGCCUGACUGGGCUGGUCACUCUGGAUAUGCUGUCCAAGCUGGAGGUUCCCCGCCCCCAGAUGGUCGACCUGAUCUUCCUCGACACUUUGCAUCAUUUCCCUGAAACCCUGGCCCUGGUUGACCGUGUCCGCAAGCGUUAUCCCAACAACAACGUGCACGUGUACAAGCCAGCUGGUUCUGAUACUGCCGCCGAAUUCGAAGCCAAGUAUGGUUCCCGCCUCUGGGAGACCGAUGACCAGCUCUACGACUGGGUUGCCAAGGUUGAGCCCGCCCAGCGUGCUUACCGCGAGAUGAACGUCCAUGCCGUCCUCACUGGCCGUCGCCGUAGCCAGGGUGGUAAGCGUGGUGACCUCGACGUCAUCGAAGUCGACGAGGCCGGUCUCAUCAAGAUCAACCCCAUGGCCAACUGGACCUUCGACCAGGUUAAACAAUAUGUCAAGGAGCACAAUGUUCCCUACAACGAGUUGCUCGACCGUGGCUACAAGAGCGUUGGUGACUGGCACUCCACUCAGCCUGUGGCCGACAACGAGGACGAGCGCUCCGGUCGUUGGAAGGGCCAGCAGAAGACCGAGUGCGGCAUCCACAACCCCCGCUCAAAGUACGCCCAGUACCUGAUGGAGUUGGAACGGAAGCGUCAAGAAGAGGCUCUCACCCAGGCACUUCAGUCCCAGCUUACUUCUGCUGCCCAGUGA